AUGGCCGACUCCGAUGAGGAAUAUGUGGGAGAUGUGACUGAAGAUGAGGAUGAUCUUCAGGUCUCCCGGAACGAUCGGACACGAUCUGGGAAAAGGAAGCAACGCGGUGCUGCGGAGUGGGAGCUAUCCAGGACUUGGGAGACCUUAGUCGAAGGCGCAGAUGGUACCAUCAGCUCGACGGUAGAGGGUCUGCUAGAGGCAGGCAAGCGGAAGAGACUGUUGAAAGAUACCACCCCUCUACAACGCGGCAUCAUACGACAUCUCAUCUUGAUCCUAGACCUCUCACAGUCGAUGUCGGAAAAGGAUCUCCGCCCAACCCGAUACCUCUUGUCCCUACGAUAUGCGCAGGAAUUUGUCCGGGAGUUCUUUGAACAAAACCCCAUCUCUCAACUCGGUGUUCUGGGCCUGAGGGACGGUUUGGCCUUUCGCGUCAGUGACAUGAGUGGAAAUCCGACAGAACACAUUACCUCCAUUCAGAAUCUCAGACCACAGGACCCCAAGGGUCUUCCAAGUUUACAAAAUGGACUUGAGAUGGCCAGAGGCGCUCUUUUCCACACGCCAAGUCAUGGUACUCGGGAGGUAUUGGUUAUCUUCGGUUCUCUACUUUCAUCAGACCCCGGAGAUAUCCAUCAAACAAUCAACACCCUAGUCACCGACAAAGUACGAGUACGAAUCGUCGGACUAGCAGCACAAGUCGCCAUCUGCCGAGAACUCUGCACAAGGACCAAUGGAGGCGACGAAACGGCGUACGGCGUCGCUCUGAACGAACAGCACUUCCGCGAAUUGAUGAUGGAAGUGACAACGCCUCCGGCAGCGUAUUCUGAAAAAAGAACCGCCAGCUCCCUACUGAUGAUGGGUUUCCCAUCACGGACCGUGGAAGCUGACCCAUCGCUCUGUGCCUGCCACUCAAAGCCGUCCCGGGGCGGAUAUCUUUGCUCUCGCUGCGGCAGCAAGGUCUGCAGUCUACCGGCUGAAUGUCCAUCUUGCGGACUGACUUUGAUUCUUUCCACCCAUCUGGCGCGCUCUUAUCACCAUCUUUUCCCGUUGAUCAAUUGGGUCGAAGUCCCGUGGAAUCGGGCUUCGAUAAGCUCGGCUUGCUUUGCUUGUGGGCUUCACUUCCCGCCGGUGCCGCCGGAAGAUCAGUGGCAUACGGCUGAGAAUCAUGCCAAGGGGAUGAGUGCUAGUAGUCGGUACGAAUGUACUGCUUGUGGAAACCAUUUCUGCAUCGACUGCGAUCUCUUUGCCCAUGAGGUUGUUCACAAUUGUCCUGGGUGUCAAAAACACGCAUGGGCCAACUCCCCCGAACCCAUCUACACCAUCCCCUUUCUAAAGGUCUGGGACGAGAAUUCAGGUAGUCGCCCCGAUGACUCGAAUAGACUACAAGCCCGUUUGUCCCAGCAAGCCUUAGGCUCGCGACAAAGCCGCGAAGAGGCCCUAACCACACAUGCCGAGAAGUGGGAAUGGGACCCAACGCCAUUUAUCUCGUUCAAUUCGUCGGUUGCGGGUUUGCGGCAAUUUCAACUCCUCGCCCGGAGUUGGUCACCAUUCCCUGCAUGGCUUACUGUUAUCAAUCCGAAUGUUCGUAUCGCUAGGGGCCUGCCUAUGAUCAAAAUGGACGAGGAGAUGAGAUACUAUCAGGUGGAUCCGGAUUGGGGGGACUAUUCGUUGUAUAGGGAUGAGUAUCUUUGUCUUUGGGAGGUUACGCCUGAGGAGGUUGUAGGGCACUGGGAGUGGAAUGAGCUUAUUAAUGAUGCGAAUUGGUAUGAAGAUCUGAUUCUUCCUGCUUUCAAUGCUCAUAAUGAGGAAUUUCUGCGCGGUAAUGAGAUGAACUUUGAUAUGUCGCCGUUACGACGGGCUUUGCCUUGCUCUGAGCUGGGAUAUCCCACAAAUUAG
Molecule: messenger RNA, 1893 nt
Organism: Penicillium manginii
Lineage: Eukaryota; Fungi; Ascomycota; Eurotiomycetes; Eurotiales; Aspergillaceae
Product: TFIIH/NER complex subunit SSL1
Exons: 4
Coding region: 1-1893 (630 amino acids)
Biological process (GO): regulation of transcription by RNA polymerase II; DNA-templated transcription; nucleotide-excision repair
Cellular component (GO): transcription factor TFIIH core complex; transcription factor TFIIH holo complex
Molecular function (GO): zinc ion binding
Source: RefSeq, a predicted model, not a curated record